GCAUUUCCCAAGAUAAUUCCCUCCUAUUCCCCCUUGCUAGGCCUUUGACUAUUUACGAGCAGAGAUAAAUCUUCACGUUGACAGACGAGAGCUUUUGGCGGCAAACCAUGAUCGUAUUAUAGAAUCCUAGGUCAGACCGUCUGCCCACGAAGCAUGCAUGCCAGAGAGUCUGGUAUAAAAAGGGCUGACACGUCUUCCCCUGAUAGCAAAGCUAGUUCGCUGUCUACAUAAUAGUGAGGUGCUGUAAGAAUACUGUUAUAGCUCCCUUGCGUGGUGUAAUCUCGCCUGUCUCCCAUCCAACCGUCACGGACGGUCUCUUAAAACAUACAUGGUCCCCGAUACAGUUUUCCCUACGGGAUCCAACUCUGAUGGUGCGAUACACCAAGUCUACAUCUAACCCCCAGUCUCCCAUACACACAUUCAUCAUGUAUUCGUCACCGGUUCAAGAAUUUCCGUACAAAUCAACGCACACACACCAUCACCAUCAUCCAUACGCCACGGCUAUCCACAGAAGUAGUGGAAUAAACUUUUCCCAACAAAUUCUCGUAAAGUUGACAUGAAAAUGCCCGAAGAAGCAGAGCAAGAGGAGCAACCAGAAAUGGAGGCUUGCAUGAGCUACCUGAACCGGCGAAAGCCGCGGAAAUUUUUGAUGGAUUUUAGUUAUAUGGACAUGGUUUGGUCUGAGGAUACAAAGCUAAUCAUACGCGCUGGUGAUUAUCCUCCAGUUGUAAUAGACUCACCAAGUCGCCUGGUAUCCAUGGGCCAAUUCGAAAAAGGUGGAUUUAGAUCAUGUGACACAUGUGAACUCAAGGCUGACCGAGGAUACCUACUAUGGACCAACCCCAGGGGCUCGAUUGAAGUCAGAUUUAAAUACGGAACACAAGGAGAUGACUUCAACUGUUAUAUCGACCCGCAGCACCAAGGCGUGAGGAUCUACGAAAACCGAGGCUACAAGAAGACUCAAAUCAUCGAUGGAAAGAAACCCAUAUCGGCAAGCGUGGACCCCCACCAUAUCAAGUCCCCGGUCCGCCCGGGAGAAAAUAACUUCGAAUUCCGUUCCAUGAGCGGCGAGGUCCGACUGGAAUUUGAAGUCAUACGCGAUGCAGACUUUCCGAAACCGAAGGCUUUUAAGUUCAAUUACGUUCUCGCGCUGUGAAUUUGACGUUGAUGCCUUAUGACGCUGAUGACAAAGGCGACAUGUUUUAAUGGCCAGGAAUUCGGGCCUUAAGACGCGACGAGGGUGCCGCAUAAACCCCUCUGCUUGACAACUGCUUUGGAAUAUUCGGUGCUGUUCGUGAAUAGAGAUAAUUAUAGACAGAAGGUGGUGUGAAGUAAUUUUUGUCGUUUUUUCUGAUUUGUUUUAGGUCGUCUAGGUAUUGGCGUGGCGUCUGAUUAUCCAAUUGAAAUUGAUCUAAAACCAAAACGGACUAGCGUCAGUGUAACGUCAGUCAUUCAGUGUGAUCCUGGUGCCGAGCGUCAAACUUAUACCACAGCUCAACGUUGACAUUCCAAAUUCACCGUAUAGUUUAAAUUUGAGAAAAUCCGUCAAUAAAUCCAGAAACAGCGACAAUCUCGGAGCUAAGAAGCAAAUUAUAUUACAUACAAAAUGGAAAAGGUAUCUAAAGUAGUAAAGUAGGCCUAAAUGCCCAUAAAUAUGUUGUUCGUUGUACCAAUUAGGAAUUGUGAUACAUCCUUGUAUCCAAGCAUUUCUGACUUUAACAUUGGAUUAUUAGUGGCAAUUGGUAGUCACUGUACAAGCUUAUUAAUCACCAUUGAUCAAAAAAUGUUUUAUUAUAGCCUUUUAGGAAAAAUGUGAGACCUAUAUUCUAUGAAAAUCGAUGAUAAUGUUUAUCUUAGUGUAGACAGACGACCAAGUGUGAAGGUCGACUGAAUUAGUAGACUCCAGACUACGGGCACUCAGAUGUAAUCUUUUAUUCCAGCAUGAGAGAUAUUAAUUCACAUCUCAAUGAAUAAAGGGAGAUUGGGUAGCCAAUUCUUAAUCAAUUGCCCCAGAGUUGACUCCACUUCAUUCAAUGUUAAGAAUUCGUUUUAAAAUGUCCCACAUUCCCGCAUGUAAACCGAACGACCUAUUCUAAGGAAUGCUCAUAAAUUAUGCAUACUGUAAUACUGUUAGCAACUUUGGGUGACUUUUUGCGAUUGUUGUUGCUGCUUCUGUUGUUCUUUAUUAUACUAUGUAAAUAUACUAUUGUCUGUGAAAAUAUGACGUUAUUUGCUGUAUAUAAAGCAUUAGAUUGCGACUUGUAUCUUCAUUACCAAAAUAUCAGAACGGUACUGUGUGACGCAAAGUCAAUCAAAAUUUCAUCAAGAAAAGGAGAAGAAUCAUUUCUAAGUUAUUUGGGUGAUUUCUUGUUUUUUUUGUUUUGUUAACGCAAUGAACGCCAUGAAAGAACGAGAAAGUAACUUUAAUCACACUAAUCAUCAAUGCGCUUUUAACCUUCCAGUUAGCUUAAACAUACGUUAUGGUCCAUUUUUACCCGAUACCAAAUUCACACCAAAAAAAUUGCACGAAUAUGUAAGUUGGUCAACGAAAGAUAAUUAUUCAAAGUGACUUUGUUGAUAUUCCCCUUGAUGUUAUGAACGAAUGGAAUAAAGAAAAAAAUUACAAUCCAUGCAUGGUAAAGCCUUUUUUUAAUCACCAUUGCCCACAGUGGUCACCUCCUGCAUAAAAGUAUAACAGAUAGGUGUUUUCGAUGUUUUACUACUAUAUUUGUCUUUGGGAAAGAAUCACUUCUUUUAUAUUUGAGAAUGGGGCCUCACGGGGCCUCACCUCCCCUAUAAUCAACUUCCCGAGUGCCUUAGGAAAGUUGAUGAAAUGACUCGUCAUCCGGUACAGGAGCGAAAAAAGAAAAUGUUGUCCCCAUCGUUAUUUGUCUCCAUCAAAACCAAUGUGACGUCGAGGAUCAUUGUACUCUUAUUUAUGAGAUUUGAUGAAAAAUCUGUUCUCUUGGUGCAUCUAGCUGGUCUUAGACCAAACCUAUCAUCACUGUUCUGUAAUUAUUUUAUAGAACAACGUAAUUCACUUUGAUUUUUACCAUAAUUGUGCAAUACAUUUAACGUAUUGGUAGUGUCAAACAAAAACAAAACACGUUAGAAAACAUAACUGCUAUAAAAUGAUAAAACCAUUGUUACUUUUGCUUAUCAGAUGAAUAUGAGUUAUAAUUUUGUAUUGGUGCGAGAGAGCAUUGCAGUGGGUAUACUAAUAUGUUUCCUGCCGAUUUGAAUGAUCGUAAAUGAACGUUAUUUUUCAAUGUCAAUCACAUUAAUUAUUUCAAUUCGAUAUCUCGAUAUAAAAUUUAAUUGUAAAGAAGAGUUUGUUAUCAGUGGGAUAGAGAAAGUAGAUGUCGGAGAGAUGUAAUUCAUUGUUCUGCUCUAGCUAGUGAAAAGUUAUAAUGACGAAAUUUGACGGCUCUAUUGAUAGACUACAUGUAGUUACAAUUAAUAAAACUUAGAUAAAUGUGAGUUGGAUAACAAAAGUAGAUUUCGGUUCCCCAUUAUCGUUUAUCACUUUUGAAUUAAAACUUUUUGAAAAA
Molecule: messenger RNA, 3551 nt
Organism: Strongylocentrotus purpuratus (purple sea urchin)
Lineage: Eukaryota; Metazoa; Echinodermata; Echinoidea; Camarodonta; Strongylocentrotidae
Exons: 3
Coding region: 557-1156 (199 amino acids)
Source: RefSeq, a predicted model, not a curated record